UUGCCUUUCGGUCUCGAAGGCGGCGUGACGAUCAACGAUCGUACUCGAUUUACAGUUUUUCCAACGGAGCGCGCGAGUUUGUGACCGAUUUUUUUUGUGUUACGUUUCGUUCCGUAUUCCAUCGUCGUCGGUUUUGUUUACGUUCUUCGUCAAUCGUCUAGACAGGGAAAUUCCGCGAAACACUGAGAAAAGCUCGCCAAAAGAUUGGCUACGGUGGGUGGUGCACGUUUGUGCUUUCCGUUGUGGGGUUUUGAUAGUGGGUUGAAGUGUGAUUUUCCUUGUGAUUCUAUCCGUAUAUUCAUGAUUCACAGUGAUAUCGUGUGAUAGCCAGCAUAGCUAGAAGCAUAGCAAAAAGCCAUUUGGAAUAAUUAAGUGUGAUUGAUUAGUGAGGAAAUUCGAAGAAGCACUCGAAUCAAAAAUGCAGCACCAUCCAGGUUCCUGGUACAUACCGUGGGGUGUCCCGGGGAUGGGCCUACAGAAGAUGCUGGCGGUUCCGUUUAAUCCGGCUACGGCCGGUUUCCACCAGCCUCAGAUUGCGGCCGCAGCAGUUCAGCCGCCGCCACAGGUUCAGACCGCUGGCCAGCAGCAAGCCGGCCAGCAGGCCGCGUCCUAUCACCAUCAGCACCAGCUGCAUCAGCAUCAUCCGGCAGCGGCCCUACACAAUCCGGCUGCGGCAGUCGCAGCCGCCGCUGCCAUGCAGCAUCAGCCCUUACAUCCAGCGGCCGCUGCCGCCAUGUUCACCCCGUUGAACCUGCGCAGCUUCAUGGCACACCAUCCGGCGGCCCAUCUGAACCUCGGCCAGCAGCCGAUUGCGGCCGCCCAGCAGCCACAGCACACGCCGUCGUCGAUCCCCGGCACGCCCCAAACUCAGAGCCAGCAGCUGACCGCGCUCGGGUUGAAUGGGGCCAUUGGGGCCAUGGUGCCAAUGCGACAACAGCAGCCGGCACCACCGCAGCCAGGAUUGCCGCCACAGUCGCAGAAGACGCCCACCAACGUGGUGUCCACCAGUACGCUCAUCAUGCCGAUGAGAAAGAUCAUCAUGUCCGAGAAGGACAAGACCAAGUUGGUCUCCACGGAGAAGCGGAAAGCCGACGAAAGCGAACCCGUUAAGGAUCUCAAAAAGGCAAAGCUGGAAACCAAAGCACUGAAAGCCAAACGGCCGGGCUUCACGGACGAGCGGUACCACGAGACCUCCUACUACAUCGAAAAUGGCCUUCGGAAGGUGUACCCGUACUACUUCACCUUCACCACGUUCACCAAGGGCCGCUGGGUGGGCGAGAAAAUUCUGGACGUGUUCGCCCGUGAGUUCCGGGCCCAUCCGGCCGAGGAGUACGAGCGGUGCAUCAAGGCCGGCACCCUGACGGUCAACUACGAAAAAGUGCCAACAGACUAUAGGUUAAAGCAUAACGAUCUCCUGGCGAACAUCGUGCACAGGCACGAGACGCCCGUUCUUGAUCACCCCAUCAAUAUAAUCUAUGUUGACAACGAUCUCGUUGUAUUGGACAAACCUUGCUCGUUGCCGGUCCAUCCUUGCGGUCGCUAUCGCCACAACACGGUCGUGUUCAUCCUGGCCAAGGAGUACAACCUGAAGAAUCUGCGGACCAUCCAUCGGCUGGACCGGUUGACGUCGGGGCUGCUGCUGUUCGGGCGGAGUCCGAAAAAAGCCCGCCAGAUGGAGCACCAGAUCCGGAACCGACAGGUGCAGAAGGAGUACAUCUGCCGGGUGGAGGGCGAGUUCCCAGAUGGCAUCAUUGAAUGCAAAGAACCGAUUGAAGUGGUGAGCUACAAAAUCGGUGUCUGCAAGGUUUCAGCAAAGGGUAAAGAAUGCACCACCACCUUCCAGAAGCUGGGCUACAAUGGCACCAGCAGCGUUGUUCUGUGCAAGCCCCUAACCGGCCGCAUGCACCAAAUCCGGGUCCAUUUGCAGUAUCUGGGGUACCCCGUGGUAAACGACCCACUUUACAACCACGAGGUGUUCGGCCCUGCCAAGGGGCGAGGCGGCGACAUCGGAGGCAAAAGCGAUGAACAACUGGUGAAAGAUCUUAUCAACAUCCAUAAUGCGGAAAAUUGGCUCGGAAUUGACGGCGACUCGGAACUGUCCAUGUUCAAACCGAUGAAGAACGACUUGGAGGAUGGCAAGGGACCAAUUUUAAGUGACGACGACUCGGAGAGUGUGUCCCGCGAAGCUUCACCCUGCUCGGAAAGCCCCCGGCCAGUGUCGCUGGGCAGCGAGAGCCCCAACGAGAACAUGUGUGCCUCGAUCCUGACGCCGAACACGCUGAACGUCGUCGGCAGUGUCCACACCGGUAGCAGCAAUAGCAGUUCCACGGCGCUCAACACUCGGCUGCAGUCGCAAAAGGUUACUGUGGCUACGCAAACUGGACACGAAUCGCCCGAUCUGGCGUUCAACCCGGACAAGAUGACCACGGACAAGCACUGCUACGAGUGCAAGGUGCGCUACCGGGACCCGAAGCCACAGGAUUUGGUCAUGUACUUGCACGCCUGGAAGUACAAGGGCCCCGGCUGGGAGUACGAAACCGAGUUGCCCGAAUGGGCCCGCGUGGAUUGGCACGACGCCGACUUCGAAUGAAUGGCGUUGGCCAACGGCGCCGCCAUGCUGCUACCGCUGGAUUACUACGGAGACAUUCACUGAAUUCAAUAAUCCUUCCGUGGGAACGACCAAGUGGAAUCCAGCCGCACCGCAGUAGGAAGGUGUCCGUAUCGUGUAAAGUACGUAUAAAUAUCCGGGUGUAGAGAAAUACUCGGACUAAACUGUAUGAAUUAAGCCGUAAGACAGAUGAAACACUUAAGGAGUAGUGAGCAAGCAACUGUGACCAAAACCCGAGUGUGAUUUGAACCUGUGUUCCGAAAAGUGAUCACAUUAUGAAAUGUACGACGACGAUGACGAUGGUAGGAAGUGCAACAAUGAGCAACAGCAUCACCAACAACUCAGUAGACAAGCAAAAAGACAAAUAGGGCAGCCAAAAAGCUAAUUUGGCGCGGUCAUCGUGAAUCCUAAACAAUAACAAUGUUCAGUAGUGCAGAACGAGGGCUGCGACUCACAGCUCCUCUACUAAUAGUGGGGGCUUCAGCAGUCGUGGCCGAUAGAAUGAGAACGGAUUUAUCAAAACGGAUUUAAUUAAAAAGAAAAACAAGAAGGGGGCGAUGUUAGUUCUUGUGGAAGCAUAUAAUAAUAGGUCUUUAAGUUUUAGUGUAUUUAUAUAAGCAGGACAGAAGACGUUAUGGCAUAAGGACAUACUUGAACGCAGAAAAAAGAAUGUGAAAGUCGAAGCAACAAGCUACGACUGUAUUUCUUUAGGAAGUAGUAUAGCAUUGUGAAGACGCUACACGGAUGGAGGAGGAGGAGGACGUUGUUGUUUCUGUAAUUUUUAUUUAAUUCGAUAGCUAAGAGAGGUCUAAUAUCGACGCACCCACCCCACAGACAGACAGCUAGACAGACAGACAGAGGAAGGCGUGAGGCGUGCAAUAUUAGCUGAAUGGCGAAGGAAUCACGAGGCAUGAGGAAACUCGUCGGAAAUUAUGUAAAUUUGUCUGUGCCAAAGUACACCGCCAUCCAGUGGCAGAAGAGUGGAGAAAAACAAGCAGGAAAAAGUUCCACUUUGCAUUAACUAACAGAAGUAAGUGGUUGUCUUUCCUAGUGCUGCGACCGACAAGGUGGCUUUCCACUUCGUUACGGUAGUGGGUAAUCUAUGCGUUCAACAUGGUUUUAACGACCGUUUCGAGCGUUAUCGGACCUUGCUCUGUUUGUAAGCGGGAAGGGGGCGAAUCGUAGGAUCUUUUGUAGUAACCUGGAUGGAAAUAUGUUUUUGGUGGAUAUUUCAUCUAAUCCAAUUACGAAAUUGAAGGGGAUCAGACGUGGAAUGACAAAAUCGUUUUGGAAAUACAAGUUUGAAAAUAUUAAAUUAUAUGAAAUUUCAACCCAAAAUCUGUUUAAUCGAUGUGAUUUAGAAAACUUUUUUCUGUAAUUCAAAAAAUUAUUGAAUUGUGUAAUCAAAUGAAUUUUUGGUGCUUGUUUAGGCUCUGAUUUCAAAAGAAUAUUGUUAUUAAAUUGUCGUUUAUAUGCAGGGGAUACGUAAGAGUGCUUUUACGUAGUAACACUUUCCAGAAAUGGUUUUUUUUAUUUAUUUAUUAAGGCUCAGAAGUUUUCUGAAAACUUGACGGAGCCGAAUGCAAUUUAUUGUCUUCUUUAUCAAGACUUGCAGCCCGAAAUCAAAUUAUUGGAGCUAUUUGAGUUGAUUUCCUAUUAAUCUAUUUUUUUUUUCAACCAGAGAGAACACAUGUUCUACCACUCCCCCCCCCCUUUGUUCUUAACGAAGUCGGGUCGUUAAGGGGGUUAUUUCGUAGCUCAGUAUCCAAUGGGUUCAUCAUUUGUCAUAGCCAGUUUUUUAAAUCUUUUUGAAAAGGUAGCAGUUCUUGAUUGCUCCUCAGGGUCGUUGAGAUGUUCGAGAUGUCGUUCGUUGUGUGCGGAAUAUGGAGGAGAAGGCUGAUAUUGAGUGGCAAUUCCAAAUUUGUCAUUUACAUGUCUCACAGUGACGCUGCCCUGUUCUUGAGUAACUCAGUGCGUCGGGAGUGAAGUCGAGAUAGUUUAGAACCUUCUUUCCCGGGAGGAUGGAAUGGUUUACCAUUCGGGCAGACGAUCGUUGAUUAUGCUACUCAAUGGCCUAGGUGGCGCAUUCACAUGUUCGCGUUUUCAUUCGCUCGGUGUUGCUAUUCAGAAUUGAUUGGAUGACCCGGAUGAUAGAGUACUAAUCAAAAGGAGAGACAGCUUCAGCCAAGAACACCGAAUAGAGAUCCGAUGGCGAUGCACCGUCGUCGGAGGUGACUUCAAUGCCGGCUCGAUCCUCUGAUCUCGAUACAUCAGCUCGAUCUCCAGAUUGUCGAAAACUGCAAUCUGUUCAUUAUACCUAUUGCCAGAAGAGUGCUCGAGUUUGUUUUUUGUUACAUGUAUGAUUAAAAGCUUCGUUAGCUCGAUCAAGAAGGCAGCAGAUAUUAUAUCUGGGCUUGAUCUUCUCCAGUUAACUGACUAAAUGCAACGGUGGUCAUAUGCCGAAUAGGUAGCACGCCGUCCUAGGCACAAUCGGAGACUGCUGUUGUGCACAUAAGUGGUCCGGAGGUUUUAUGUUGGUGAUGCCGGUUCGAGUCUGCAGAGAAGAGGGCUAGCAAUUGACGCAUCCGCCUCUCGGAGCAGCGUAAGCGGUCACUUCUCGUCUGUUCAACAUGUCAAGCUUGGUCGAAAUUGUUCCCGAAUGUUUUUCAGACAAAGAACCAGUUCGACUGAACAAUAUUUCCGGCUGUUUGUCCAUUUCAACCAAAAGACAUUUUCGGCCAGAUGAAUUUCGGCCGAAUGGCUUGUUCAGUCAAAUGACAUGUUUCGAUUUCCCGUUGUUUAGACGAAAAGCAUUUGACAAUUGGAAAGCAAUUUGUUCGUAUGCCGCUUGACUAAAUAACAUGUUAAGCCGAAUUCCAUUUGGAUGAAUAGAAAGUUUGGUCGAAACAGUUAUUAGGUCAAAUAUGAUUUAGCUGAAAAUGUCAUUUAGCCGAAAGCGACAUAUGACCGAAAGGGACACUGGUAAUUUGACCGAAGAAGUCGUUUGCCCGAAAAGGUCAUUUGACCGAAAAUGUUGUUCGGCCGUACAGGUAAUUUGGUCAAAAAAGCCGUUUAGCCGAAUCAAUCGUUUGGCGUAGGUCAUUUGGCCGAAAAUGUAAUUUGGUCGAAAUGGUCGUUUGGUAGAAAGUUUGGGUAGGUAGUUUUUUUAAACCUAUGGUAUUUUUCCGAUGUAAUGCGCACUGAUACAAAUGAAAGAUAUCAGGCAAACAAUAACACUGCAAAACUAGCAAUCUAUUGCCGUAUAAAAUUGCUGCUCACGAACUGUUUAAAUUCUGCCUACUGUGCUCAAAAUCCGACAUCGUCGCGAUGUCGACUCAGCAUCUCCUUGCAGGACGAAAGACCGGCUCGUUUUUUAGCUUGAUACCCGAUUGCAGACUCUGCUCCCACCUUGUUCACAACAUAUCGAACGGCGAUGUUGUGGGUUCAACUAACACAGCUGGCCACUCUUUUUGUCAACACCUCAUCACCUUCCGGUUUCCUGAAGCUGUCCGUAAAAGAUCUCCUUACACUUUCGGUGACAGUUGAUUUGACCACAUUCAAUUAUUUCGCAUGACAGACGAGUAGUUUCUAUUUUUGCUAUGUGCGUGCAAAUUGUUGGCUUCUACCUCAGUUCGACAACUAAAGCGAAAAUCUUGGAAUCAAAACAGGCACAAUGGAAAAGAAUGAGUCAAGUUUAAGUCGACCAAACGUUGAUUUUUUACCAGAAUGGCGAAUAAGAACCUUGACGUCCUGAUAAAAUUCCUGAAUUUAUUGAAACGGUAUUGUGGGAUUCCUCGAGUCCUGAAAGAAUUUAUGGUUUUCAAAACAUGAUUAAAAUUGGUAAAGUGGAUCAUAAAAUUUUUGUUUUAGGCUAAUAAAUUGCGGAUUUGGUUGAUAUAUUAUGGACCCUUCUAGAAUUCAUAAUUAGAACAAAUAACUUCGAUGAUAAAAGUUUUUUGAAAACAAUUCAGAUUUUUUUUGUAGAUCUUCAUAUUUUCCGAUUUCACUUCUGAAACAAGAAUAGAAUUCUUUUAGUUCAUACUCAGGUGCCAAAAUGUGGCCCACCGCUUACUAAUUCAAUAGUCUCGCUUUAACUUUUUGAUGAAUAUAAUUGUUUGCCAUUUAUAGGCAUGAGAGCAACGUCUCCAGCCUAACGAUAUCUUGCCAUCCUUCUUUCGUCCGCCUUGCUAUUUAGCGUUAAAUAAAUUAAAUGUUUUGUUUUUUUUUCACAAACUUACUCAAAAUAAAGCUUCAUUUGUCAAACUUGUACUGCAGAUAUAUUUAUCCAUCUCGUUACACUCCACAAACUCUCAACUUUGUAGUCGCGGUUUGGCCCGAGUACAAAAUUGAAAUCGCAAUAUAUUUUACCUGCGAUGAUUUGCACGGCGCGUCGGGGGCACGACAGUUCCAUUAGUCGCGGGACGACUAUUAUUAGGUUGGUAAUUCGUGUUAACCAGCAAAUCAUGCAAGCUGUUGCUGUAUUUUGCACCACAGAGCAUUUUAUUAGAGGUGAGGAAGAGGCGGUACUCAAUGCCCGAACGCUGAAAAGUUCUGAACCGCAACCCGGUGACAGAAACAUUAUUGUUAUUCGAGUGUUUGGCCCCGCAGUGGCUGUAGCAGCGCGAUGUUUAUUGCUAGCAAUUUUAAUUAAAACCAAAUUGAAUUUUAAUAUCUAUGACCAGCGAAAUUAAUGAAGAGUUUCGCUCAAUAUGGGAUGCGCGAGAGAGUGGCGAACAUAUGAUGGCGGUGAUUGCAGUGAUGAUAAUGAGGUUGACUGUUGACAGUUAGCCGCAUAACGAAUUAAUGGCUUUCCCAACAGAAGAGAUUUUCAUUAGAGCUGAAUUUCAAUUGUAAUUUUGAACUUACUAACAAAAAUUGUAUAUUUUUUUUAUUUUGGGUUUCUUAUUGACAUGUGCAUAAUUGAAAACGAGCGAUAAGAAAUUCAUUACCGAUCGGAUAAAAAAUCGCGUGAGAACAUUUAUCGAAAUCAAUGAAUUAAAAGCGAGAUACAAACGGCAGUAAAGUGGUUAAUAAAUGGAAAUCCCCGUAAUCCAAUUUUUACAACGGCAACCGAUAAUCUACCGAUCGCAAUAAAUCGAUUUGGAUACGUAAUUUCAAUGAAUGUGAAAAUGUAAUAAAUCGGCAUGGAGUUUUUAUGUCGAAUUAAUCGAAACAAUGCACACGAAACUUACUAUUUUCGGCUCACUCACCCUUCUGUGUGGAUAUUCCCGAAAAAUUAUGCAUUUAUCGCUGGGAGCACAUUUACUCUCAUAGCGACAUGUUUAAAUGAGAUUAUAUUUUAAAUGAGAUGUAGAUUUUUUCUUUCUGAUUACUUAAUUGGAUGGUUUCAACAAAGGCAGAGCGUAAUUAAUCAAAGUUGCUUUCCUGUUAUUGAAAUUAAGUUCGCACGUUGUAUGCUCCUACAUCGCCAUAAUUAUUCUCAUCAGACUGAAAUUAGGCUGAUAACGACAAAGAACACGCAUCGAGGCCAACAAAAAACUAAUGGGAACAAUCCAACGAAAUGUGGAUAAUAGAAUAUGGAAAUGAAAAGGCCAUUGGGGGAAAAAGAAAAUUGAUUCGUUUCAGGAAACUUUUUCGCGCUGGGGCGGGAAUCAAUGUUUCAUACCUACUCCUGUGCGAUGGGGGAAAAAGUUUGUUUUUCGUUCUCCCAUCAUCUGGGAGAAAGAUGAACCCAAUCGUAGUAGGCCUGCAUGCAGCAUGAUCAAUCAGAACGCUGGCGCUGGUUCCAUCAGUUGGGUAUGCUGCUCAGGCGAGCGAUUACAAAACAUGUGACUUCGUUGAUAUCAAUCAGUUGAACGAGAGGUGGGCCUGGAACAGUGUCAAGUCACUGUCAGAAACUCAACUUCCAUCAUCAUUAUUUCAAAGUAAGCCUUCAUUAGUGAAGAAGACACCGACUUUUCGGGGGGAAAACUUGUGAAAAGACAUACUUUCGUUCAAAAGAAAAUAUAAAAAUUUAUAUAAUGAAGCAAAGGAAAGAAACUGCUGCAUUAAUAACAGAACGAAAGCUACACUCACGAGUUCCGAAUUUUAAGAAAAAGUUGCUCGUUUGUUUCGAAUUUGUACGAUUUUCUUCUUCUAUGAAUAGGAUAAUAUGCGUGUCUAGUACCUAGCAGUGGCAGACAAGUAAAGCGUUGAAAACGGAAGGAAACGUGAUAAGAAAAGCAGGUAAUGUUGAUAAGAAGGAUUCCAAUCGGUGAAGUUUUCUCAGUGAUCAAAAUUGUGCCAGAAAUCCGAAUUUUAAAAUUCAUCCUCAUUUAAUCUCCUUAUCCUUGAUAUUUUUGAUGUUGUUUGAGAUUGAGCUAGAAAUUCAAUUCAUUUGAACACAUGCGAAUUCUAUCGAAAUCAGUCGAGGACAUGCUACAAAGAGGUUAGUUCCUAUAAAUGCUCAGCUUUGCCUGAGCACCGAGUGCUUUUAUUUUUAGUUGACUGCAGGAAUACGCAGAACAGUCUCCUGAAAACUCCGUCAACAACACACUUUUACUCCGAACGAGUUUUCUCAUCCUCUUGCGAAAAGCAGGAAACGCAGUCGAUUGUACGAGGCCAACAAAGUGCAAGGCGCGAAUUUCAAAUCACUUUUGACCGACUUUUCAGCCAGCUCAGGAAGCCUAAUCGGUCGGGAUAUGAAAUUCUUUCACUCCGUAGCAUCUCAGUAAAUCUGUGGGGGAAAGUUCCGGAUCGUUUUUCAACAAGAAAGAUUGAAAAAAUGGCACUCAACGAUCAGAGAGGGGGAAUGACGCAUCAAGCAUUACAUAACCUAGAAAACGGAUAAAAGACAAUAACGGUUAUUUAGUAGAAUCCAAUUCACUUAUUUAAUGCCAACAAAUUCAUUAGUUGUACUUUAGUUAGUGUCCAUUUAUGUUGUAAUUUGUAGAACACUGUCGUUUCAAAUAAUUUUAACCUAAAACAUAUUAAAUCAAUGUAUGUAUAAGUAAUCCCAUCUCUGCGUUUUUCGUUGUUGUUUUGUUUUGAGGCAAAAAUCGUCCGAAGCAAUUGUUAGUAAGAAUAAGAAAAUGCCAGUUCACAACUUUGUUAGUUAUUAUCUUAUUUUGUCGCAUAAAAAUGUGUCCAAUUAUGAAGUAUAUUCUUAUAAUUUAGGUUGCCCAUAAGUUUAUGUUACAAUCGAAAAUUUGAUAAGCAAAUUUUCAUCAUUUAAUCAUAUUUGUUUGCUGUGUUAUCGAUACUCCUUUCUUUCCAAUCGAAUCAUGUUGAUCAAUAAAGUUUAAUUUGCUUCUCUAUAAUUUCGUUACUUCUAAAUUAUAUUAGCCAAUGUUUCGAAGUGGUUGAUAAUAUCACCCUCCUGAGGAUAGUUUCAAGAGAUUAUUCAUUGCGUUCUUUCAUACGAUCGUUUUUGUAAGUUGUUUCACAAACAAAAAAUAUUAAAAAGAAGAAAAAUUGUCACUGCAGAAGUGCGUCUCCCAAAGAUUAUUAAUCCUUUCUGAUGGUUUUAAAAGCUAUAAUUUGUUCUAAGAAAAACUUUUAUGAAGCCAUCAUAAAACUAUCAAUGUUACAGGAGUUGUUGUUGUCGUCGUUGAGAAUUAAAAUCAAAUCGUGCCUUUUCGUAGUAAAAAAAAACAAACAAACAAAACUACAAAAAAAUGAACAGUUGAUAAUGAAGAGGAGAUGAGAAUAAUAAUGAUAAAAUGUCGAUAAUAAUAGUGAAAUCAAGAAUCAAUAAAACAUGAAGAUAGUUGUAGCUGACAACAGAGAUGUACACUUUUAGAAGCGCAUCUAAAUAUAAGAAGUAUGAAGCUGUACAAUAAUACACAGUUGACCGUGGUGAAAACGGACGGAUAAAACGUUUUGGCAGGUGUUCUGAUAUUGAAGUGAAUAAUUUUUUACUACAUUCAUAGUGCAUUGAGAACAAAUAACAUCCACAUAACACUUUCCAUUCAUAUAGCGAUAUCUUGUAGUUCUUUACAAAUAGUUUGAUAUUUAACGAAGAAAAUGCAAUCGCAAUGUUUGCCACAAAAAAAAAAUCAUAAAUUUCAAUAUUUCCCACAACUUUAAACAAAAAUAUAAAUCAUCACAUAUUUUAUAUGAGCGAUAACGUCACUCGUCAAAAUCUUAAAUCAAAAUCAACCAAUCACACAUGCAAAACGGAUACAAAGUCAAAAAAAUAAUCAAACUCGAACACAAAAGCGUUUCAUCUUUGUACUUUCAUUGUAGCUAUCUCUAUAUACAUAAACUUGCAAAAAAAAAACUAAAGUGAUGAAUGCGGAAAAAAGAGGAAACAAUUACUGGUAAGCUCCUAUACAUACAUACUAAUUCACAUCUAAUUAUUUAAUGAAAAGAAAACAUAUACAAUAAGCUUUCCCCAUUGACUCCAUACCAACUAUCACUGCUAAAAAUUGAAUAUACUCAUCAAUCUGCGCCCCCGAAGCUAUGUACCAUCACGAGAUACUCACAAUACAGUCGGCUCUAUUUAUAGCGAAUAGUUCAAUCAAAAUCAAAUGCCGAAGGAUAGUAAUCCCCUUGAACCAAGAGCUUGCGAAACGUGUCGGUAACAAUCUUGACGACUAUUUUAUCAAAAAUCAAAUCGCGUUUUUCUUCUCUUUUUUUUUAGUUCUCGCUAUCAUUUUUUUCAUCAACGAGACAUUCAGCCCAAGGUUAGACUCGUGUUAAUUAUCAGUGUUCUGGGAGCAUGAAGCGUUUGUUUUUAGUAAAUGACUUGUUUAUGAUUUACUUGGCAAAAUUCAUCGGGAGAUUUUUCCGGAAAAUUUUUUAGAUAUUCACGGAAAGUUCUGCGAAAUUUUCAUAUUUUACUUAGGAGAAUCUUUGGAUAUCAACCGGAAGGAAUCUUCACAGGACUCUUUCUACAAAUUUAUCGGCAUUUUUACAGGAAGUUCAUCGAUGUUUCCACUGGGAAUGAUUCGGAAUCCACGGGAAGUUUCUCGGGAGUCUUACAGAAAACUAUUCAGAAUUUUCUCGAAAAAACUUGAGUUCUUUGGUAUUUUGUGGAAAUUCAUCUGAAUGUCUAUGGGAAACUUUUCUUGAUUUUUUUUUGGAAUCCUAUAUAAUGCAGAAUUUUAGGAGUUUAUAUAGGGACAUAUUUGGAAAUUUCUAAUCGUAAUUUUUCGAGAUUUUCACAAAAAAUAGAAUGGAAUUUUCUUGGGAGAUUUCUCGAAUUUUUCACGUGAAAUUCUCAGGAAUCUUUAUGAAAUAUUAUUUGUAGUUUCCACAGAAUUUUUAUUGAUAUCCACGAGCAAGUUUUCGUAAUUCUUUUCCAAUAUGAGCACUUUAUUUUAAACCAUCAGUCUAUGCAUAUAUCAUCCUUAUUUGUUUUGUCGGAAGCUCAUGCUUAGAAAUAAUCUACCACAAUUCAUUUUUUUAGUGUAGUUAAGAUUAACUUUAUUUCCUUGCUUAAGCGUUGCUCGGUUACAAUAGAGGAAGGGGAGGGGGGUGGGGCAAUAUGUCCUACCGAAGCUAAAACUGCUCUAAUGUCUCAACUGUAUCGAUUUUCAUGGGUAUUUUUACUUCAUGCAACAGUUAAACAAAAGCUAGCGGAUGGCAUCUUAAAAUUAAAGAAAAUCUUAAUCAUAUUCAUAAUAUUCACAUUUGAAAUAAGAGGUGAUAUUUCGUUUCCGGAAAGCUCACGAGGUAAAACGUCUUUUAGCAGGCAACUCUUAGGGAACAAUGCACCACGCCUCGGCAAAUCAGCAUUCUGGUAUGAACCGUGCGUGGAGACGCGUAGUACAUUGUGGGUUAGUAUGAUCGGCCAUAUGAUCGCUCCAAAAAGAAACUUUUUAUAGAAGGCCUGGAGACCCAUAGUGAUAUAAACCGAUUGACUCAGUUCGACGAAUUGAGGUUAUGUCUAUGUGUAUGUGUGUGUAUCUGUGCGCACCCACCCAAUUAAAUGAAGCACUUAAUCAUUCGACGCAGAAUCUUGUCCCUUUGUUUCCUAUUGAAUAAUGGCCAGAUCGGACUAUGAGUUCAGAAAUUAUGGCCAAAAUACUAUUUUUCAUUGAAAAAUUUCGUAAAAAAAUGACACUAAUUGUUCAGGUACUUAUCUUUAACCGAUUUGCUUGCAAGUUGCAUUCGACACAGAAUGUUGUUUCCUAUUGAAAAUUGACCAGUUUAGACUGUGGGCUCAAAAGUAAUGGCCAAAAUACUAUUUUUUUAAUAAUGCACGAGAAAGGCACCAUCACCGCUAGGUGGAUCAAUCAGGGUUUUUUGGCAUUUUUCGAUGGCAUGUUGGAUAUUACCUGAGAUGAUAUUACAAGGCAUGGGAUGACGGGAUGAAUUUAGAGUCGUCAGCAAAAAAUAAAUAUUUGACAUUGUCAAUCAUCACCAUGACAGCGAUGACAAAAUUGCAGCGGUUAGACAGAAAACAGCGAAUGAUCUUCAAAACGUACAGGGGAGAAUUCCCUAGAAGCAACUUAUGCAGAAUUUCUUCUUAUAGUCGUUGUUUCAAUAUCAAGGAACUCUAUACCUGAAGGUUCUCUCAAUGCAAAUAUUCUACGUACAAAUUGUAUAAAUUGUGUGGUUAAUUGAAUGUCCUCUUCAGAAGCCGAAUUGCACAUCAGAAAUAAUCCAAUUUAUUUCCAGGUGAAGUUCAAAUAUUUUCAAGAUUAUCCGCAUCUAAAGCUUACUGAUACUGAGUAUCAAUCAUCAAAUACAUCAACAACUCGAACAAUGAUAUCCUUUCCUGGGUGAACAGUAGUGACUCUCCCCAAUUUUCAUACUUCGCCACCGCACCAAAUGUGUCAUGUACAAGACGCUUAUAAGACCGGUUGCCCUCUACGGACAUGAAACAUGGACAAUGCUCGAGGAGGACUUGCAAGCACUCGGAGUAUUCGAGAGACGGGUGCUUAGGACCAUCUUUGGCGGUGUGCAAGAAGACGGUGUGUGGCGGUGAAGAAUGAACCAUGAGCUCGCCCAGCUCUACGGCGAACCCAGUAUCCAGAAGGUAGCUAAAGCCGGAAGGGUACGAUGGGCAGGACAUGUUGCAAGAAUGCCGGACAGCAACCCUUCAAAGAUGGUGUUCGCUUCCGAUCCGGCAGGUACGAGACAGCGUGGAGCGCAGCGAGCGAGAUGGGCAGACCAGGUGCAAAACGACUUGGCGAGCGUGGGGCGUAUCCGAGGAUGGAGAGAUUCGGCCUCGAACCGUGUAUUGUGGCGUCAAAUUGUUGAUUCAGUGUUAUCUGUUUAGAUGUAAACUAAAUAAAUGAAAAAUGAAUGAAAUGAAUGCUGGUUGGUUGUCUUCUGCUAGUAAAACCACUGCUUCGAUUUCUACAUUUGGCUGAUCUUUCGUCCAUUUAACUCUUGACUGGAGUGUCGAUAAAUACUCUUUUGGUCAACUUUUGCGAAAAUGAUCCCGCAGUUGAUUUAGGUAUUGCCAUCUGAUCAGACGGUUAGCGGGAACAUAUUUAUAGGAUGGCUUACGCUUAAUUAUUGGCUCCAAAUGGUCUACCAAGAAGAAGAUGCGAUGGAGAUAUUGGUUGUAGGUCUUUUUGGUCAUCCGAGAAUUGACCUUGGUGGAAUAAAUUCCCAUUAGACUUCCCGAGGUAGCAGGAAAUUGUCAAUUUAAUUUCUUACAAGCUUGUCAUUAAAUAAGAUAAGCAAUUAACGCAACUCCUUAAAUGCACCGACGAAAUGAGUUCUAUUGUCCGAAAACAUACCGGGAUCUCAGCGAUUUGUUACCGAGAUGCGCACAGCCGUACCCCAGCAAACAUAUUUUUUGCUGAGUUUUCUGGCAAAGUUGCUGAAAAUCAGCAAAUAAUUUGCCGAAACCCAGCCUAAAAACGCCAUUUUUGCCGGUAUAUCAGUUUUAAUUUCACUGGCUACAUGGCUGUGCGGAUUUAGCCGAGGUGCAGAAAUAAAAACUGAGUUUGAUGCACUGAAGAUCUUCAUGAAAAUCGCUUGGUUCAAGAUCAUAGAUGAUGUAGUUCAUUGCCACACGCAUAUCUUGUAUGGUUAGCUUUAUACAGGAAUUCCCUUGUCCUUGAUUGUUCUAACUCGGCGGACAAAGCGUGCGAUAUGAGCAUAUACACGCUGUAACCUAAGAAAUGAAUUUGAUUUCAGGAUGCUUCAUUAUUGGAUUUGCUAUAACUACAUCCUUUAGCUCAGGAAUUAUAUUUUCGGGAAUAUCUUCUGUAGGUUCUGUUUUAUAUUUAGCUUCACGAAGGAAAUUUGGACCGCUCCACCAUUGCUGGUUUUUGCCAAACAAGGCUGGCUUCAUUCCACGGGAUACAACGUCCGCUGGGUUUUGAUCCGUUCUAAUGUAGUUCCAAUGGCAGUGCUUAUUCAAUUAAUUGGUUUCAGCUACACGAUUUCGAACGAAUACUUGCAGUCGAUUCAAAGGUUUCUUCAUCCAAGCCAAGGCUAUUUGACUGUCGGACCAUAAUUUGAUUCCACGAAUAUUUGGUGUGAGAACAGGAAAUCUUUUGUCCAAUAAUUUGGCUAGAAAUAAAUUGACACAAAGUUCCAAUCUUGGGAUUGUUAUUUCAUGUUAUCUCUUCUACUGCUUCCGGAUAAUUCUCUCUCUCGUCGUGGGCCAACUAAAUAAGUGAUCUUACACCUUGAAACAAAGCUGCUGAUGCUCCGUAAGUAACGGUUGAAAACUCCAAUGCCUUUCACUCUUUCGAUGAAGAACUUUUCCAAAAUAUUCUCUGUUUAAGUGUUUGGGAUGGAUCGAUGAGAAUUUGUCGAUACAUUUUCGUAUCGUCCACGGAAAAUGUAUAAAUAUGAGUUCAAAACUUUAGUGCAGGUCACUUUGACUGUUAGUUCCUGUCAUCAAUACGUCAUAUUUAAUGACUUUUUUUUUGUUUUUGCUAUCGAAUCAAACACUACUCGUUAUUUGUGCUGCUACUGGAUGGUUUUAGGACACAAUUAUGUGGAAGAUAAUAUGUUUGAAAAAGGGGUAAUCGUUUUCUUCAGUGCGUUUAUAAUCGAUAUUCAUUGAUAAAUACCGCAUAUUGAGUCAUCAAAUCUGGAUUACGCACCAGUCGUUUCUCCAAUAACAAGAUCUGGAAUUUCCUAAUUGUUGAACUGUUUCACGAAAGGGUAGCUGGACCACGAAUCGCCCAUCUUCGUUCCGACGAUAGGUACGUUGGAAAUGUUCUUCUUGGAAAAUCUUGUUGUUCACUAGUAUUAUUGGCUGGUUAUGUGUCAUCUUAUAGAUUAAAGUAUCGUUGUAAAGACCCUACCAAUCUGUCGGACACAGCCAAAUUUGCGCAUACUGGAGAAUCUUCCUCUGUUUCUUCGAGUGACCCAGCUGCAACCCAUCCGAACGUUGUUUCGUACAAGGUAGGUAGGUUGUCGGCAAACUUGAUCAGGCCUUGCUUCAGAAUAGGGAAGAAAUGUUCAGCUCCAAUCAGUAUUUCAACUUCACGAGAUUUAUUGAAUGAUGAAUCAGCUAAUACAAUACCAGGGAGAAUGUUCCAGGCAUCUACUUGAACAUUUGCCGUUGGAACGGAUCCGGUUACCUUUGGUGUGACACCACUACUCGAUAUGUGAAUUCGUACCUACUACGCUAAUUGUUUUGGAAGAUUCAAUUUCUUUGUUUUCCGAUCUUGCUACUGGUAGUUCUUCCUUCCAGCUUGACUUGUCGCUCGUAAUGGAGUAAAGUAUGAUGCUUCUUGGAGCACUAUCGACAUUAUUUGUCGCUAGGACAUGAUGCACUGCGAUGACCCGAUGAUGCGAUGAAUGACAAUUGAAGCAAAGUUUCAGCUCCUACAGCUUAUUUUGGCGCUGCUCUACAGUCAUCUUCUGGAAUGUUGGACAUUUGAAAUUCUGAAGUUUGCCGGAACAAAAAUCGCACACCGCUGCUAUAGAAAUUCGACCAUCUGCUCGUAGUUCCCGUUUGGUUGUUACAUGCUUCCCAAAGUUCAUGAGUUUGGUCGUUUAACGCACGUGUUAGUAGGGUCACCACAAACAGUUGAGAUACUCCUGUCAAACGCUGAUUUAGUUUUUAAAGAUUGUUCACAUAGCGGGUGCAUUCAUCGAAGAGAUUACGGAGUUCUUUCGACGACUUUAUUUUUUAUAAUUUGUAUCAUAAUGGAUUUCUAUUUAACAAAUAUUCCGUGUAUUCGACAAUGUUGUAGAAAUGUGAUUUGAAAUGUGUAGUUACUGAGUACUAUGAUCUUGGUCGGGAAUAGAGGUGCAGCCGUGUUCAAAUUUAAAGCGAUCUAUAUUUUCCCGAAUGUCUUUUUAAGUUUUUCAUUUAUCCAAUAAUUUGAACUUUAAUCUACUUUUUACGUUUUAUAUAAUUUAUAUCUUAAAAUUGUUCUGAUCGUAUAACAGGAGACCACACGCAAAAUCAAAAUAACUAAACAAAUGACAUAAACUACGCAACUAUUUUAAAUAUAAACAAAAAACAACUGUAAAAUUAAACCUAAAUAAACUAAAACAAAUCAUUGUUCAUCGAGCUUCUCUCAAAAUAAAACGUAAACAAAGAACUACUUUACUAUCUCUGACGACGAGUAGAUAGUAGA
Armigeres subalbatus is the source of this 17061-nucleotide messenger RNA. RefSeq names its product pseudouridylate synthase RPUSD2 (gene RluA-1). NCBI's taxonomy places the organism in Eukaryota, Metazoa, Arthropoda, Insecta, Diptera, Culicidae. The transcript is spliced from 11 exons. The record is from RefSeq and is a predicted model, not a curated record. Gene Ontology annotation, biological process: enzyme-directed rRNA pseudouridine synthesis. Gene Ontology annotation, molecular function: pseudouridine synthase activity; RNA binding. Bases 419 to 2590 code for a protein of 723 amino acids.